This is a messenger RNA of Nelumbo nucifera (sacred lotus), 1626 nucleotides long. Lineage: Eukaryota; Viridiplantae; Streptophyta; Magnoliopsida; Proteales; Nelumbonaceae. The record is from RefSeq and is a predicted model, not a curated record.
GAAAUUGGUGAAGAAAAAGAGUUUUGGCCUUGUGGAAACUCACCAGGAUUCAGCAAUGGUGACUGGUGAGGAAGCAGCAAUCCAUCUGUGCUGUGCUCAGUCGUCGGUCCACAGACAAUCAAAGUGGCAAUUUAGUAAUUUAACUAAAAACAACCAAGAAAAAAACAGAGUUCUUGAGACUCAGCUCUGGCCUCUGGAUUCAGUAGUGGGAAGAAAUCAGCAAUCCAUCUGUAUUCUGUCAUUCUGUGCUCUGUUUGGUCUACAAACAAGCAUAGUGGCAAUUUGGUAAUUUAACUCAAAUUAACCACGGAAGCUCAGGCUCUAACAUAUAUUUUCCAAAUCUGUGAUAUCUCUCUCUCUCUCUCUCUCUCUCUCUCUGUCUAUGCUUUGUUCUCUGCUUGUAACUUGCCCCAAGAGCACUGGUACGCGAAAUCUCUAUACUUUCAGGCCAAGGAGCUCGAAGAAACUAGCAAUGGCGCCUCCGAUCCUGUCCUUAGCUCUGCCAUCCGAGACGGGUCGAGUUCUCAGCAUUCAAUCUCAUACUGUUCAGGGAUAUGUUGGAAACAAAGCAGCUGUCUUUCCUCUUCAACUGCUGGGAUAUGACGUGGACCCAAUUAACUCAGUGCAGUUCUCUAAUCACACAGGAUACCCGACGUUUAAAGGCCAGGUUUUAAAUGGACAGCAACUGUGGGAUUUAAUAGAAGGUCUUGAAGCAAAUGAUUUAUUAUACUAUACUCAUCUACUUACAGAUCUUCUUGAAAGGGAAGUCACAGUCUCUGUUUCCUGCAACCAGAGCUUCGAAGAAGGACUUGGACGAGAACUCACCUCUGGGGUGGAGUUUCCAGACUCGGGAGUCUUGGGAGUUUGGAGAAAUGUAGACUUCUCUAAGAGAGAGGAUGAGUUAUCACUUGCUAAAGGGAUCAUGUAUAUCUACAGAAUUACUUCUGAAAGAGAUGGCUUGGAAGCUUGUAACAUUCUUCAUGCUGCUGGACCUUCAAAGGUUGUGAUAACCAGUGUACAUAUAGAGGAUAAUCUUCUCCUUAUUGGAAGUCAUCAAAAAGCAAAGGAUCAGCCGCCUCAGCAAUUCAAGAUUGUGAUACCCAAGAUUCCUGCAUAUUUUACGGGCACCGGAGAUCUGACAACUGCCUUAUUACUGGGAUGGAGUAAUAAAUAUCCUGACGACCUUGAUAGAGCAUCAGAGCUUGCAGUGUCAAGCUUGCAGGCACUUCUACACAGAACAGUCAAUGACUACAAAAGCGUGGGCUUUGAUCCCCAAUCAAGUAGUUUAGAGAUCAGAUUGAUUCAGAGCAAGGAUGACAUUUGCAAUCCACAGGUUAAUUACAAGGCAGAGAAAUAUCAUUGAAUGAUUGAUAUUUGGAGGGAAACCUAUGACUGGCGAUUUGUACUGCUUAUGUCUAGGAUCCAGAUUGUGUUUCCAGUACCGACUCUGUAGUCCUUUUCUUCUUUUGACAGGAUGAUUGCUAUUCUUGUUAUUCACUCUUUUUUAAUAGCCUCCAUUUACAGUUGCAAGAAAACAUGAGCAAAAAGUGGUUGUUAAAUUCAUCUAUAAAACAAUGUUACUAAUCAUCUAUUUAUUUUCUCCAGGCACAAGGGGAAACUUGCACU